Molecule: messenger RNA, 891 nt
Organism: Rotaria sp. Silwood1
Lineage: Eukaryota; Metazoa; Rotifera; Eurotatoria; Philodinida; Philodinidae
Source: the annotation of a GenBank genome assembly
AUGGUGCAAUUUAUGCAAUAUUUUCUCCAUGUACAAGAUUCUUUAAUCGAGCAUAAUUCGUCAAGUAAUUCUUCAUAUCCAUCUUCACCUGCUAAAUGGUGUUUUAAUGAUAUUGAUGGACAUAAACUUUGUAUUCGAAGUCCUACACUGAUCCCAACAUGUAUUUUAGCUUUAUUAAUUGGUAUUUUCUGUUCUAAAAACAUUUCUAAAUUACCUGAAAAAUUUUCAACACGAUGGCUUUAUCAAUUAACGUUUUUUCUAUUUGGCAUGAUGAUGACAUCAGCUGGUAUAUUACAUUGUUUUUUAGGUGAUCCAAACAAAUUAUUAGAUCCUCUUCGAAAUAGCGAUACUGAUUCAUUUCUAUUUUUGCAAUUACUCUUUGCAAUUAUUGUUGCUGGUUUAACAACAAAUGUUGCUAUUAGUUUUUUCUUUUGUGGUUUAUGUGAUAUUAAUUUUUUAAAUCCAAAUUCACGUUCUACAAGUUUUCUACUCAUUGGUUCAUAUUUUACUGUUUUUGUUUUAUGGACUUUAGGAAUAUUAUUUCAAUGGUCUUGGAUAUUUUAUGUUCUUUACCUUGGAGUUAUAUUAUUUUGUUGUUUUACUUAUCUACUUACACAAUUAGCUAUUAAAUCGAAUCAUAGUGCUUUACCUGCUCUAAUUGUUGGUGGAUGCUAUGGAGCUAUUGGUUUAUGUGCAGUAACAUUUGGUGAAAAAUAUAUUUGUAAAUUAGAAGGUCCAUUUUGGUCACAAUAUAUUGGACCUAAUUUUCUCUGGUUUCUAUUUUCGGAUGUUAGUAUGGCUUUUAUAUUCAUAUAUGUUAUACGAGCUAAUCGAGAGAAAAAAGUCAUUAUCGAAAAAUAUCAUAUUGAUGUUGAAAAAAAUCAAGAGUAG